Messenger RNA from Mangifera indica (mango), 1433 nucleotides. RefSeq lists its product as uncharacterized. The record is from RefSeq and is a predicted model, not a curated record. Gene Ontology annotation, molecular function: ubiquitin binding. The coding region runs from base 346 to 1152 and encodes 268 amino acids. Lineage: Eukaryota; Viridiplantae; Streptophyta; Magnoliopsida; Sapindales; Anacardiaceae. The transcript has 5 exons.
GUCAUUAUACUUUUGCCCUGCGGUCGGGGCGUCGCAUAUGAGAAAUCAAACCCUGAUCAAAACCAGACAAACCAAAACCCCAACCGACCAAAGUACAACAAUUCCUAUUUAUUCAAUUGCCCAAUCCCUAAUCAUCCAGAUCCAAACCUGAUUUACUCAUUGAUUGAUUCUCUAUAGUUCCUACGUUCAACAGUUCUGUUGAUCGGUUGAGUUAUAUUAUUAUUACAUAUAUAUAUACUUAUCUAAUAAGAAGAAUAAGAAAUUGGGAUCGCUGCAUGAAAGAGAAGAAGGGGGGAAUUGAGUAGAGUAGAGGAGAAAUUACAGAGAGCAGACGUAAGCUAAAACAUGUCUGCAAUUCUGUGCGAAAAGAGAUCUUUCUUUGAAGAUAUAGCUGCAUCUCCUCCUGUUUCUAAAAAAAUUCGUUGUUCUUCUUCUUCUCCUGUGCGCUUUUCGUCUUUUGCUUCAAUUCUUUCUCCUCCUCCUUCUCCUUCGCAUAUCUUCGAUCAGCUUGCUGCGAUUUUCCCUUACAUGGACAAGCAGCUUCUUGAGAGAGCGCUCGAAGAAUGCGGAGAUGAUUUGGAUUCGGCGAUCAGAAGUUUGAACGAACUUCGUUUGGGAACUGCUGAUAGGAACGCUGCCUCUGAAGCCAACGUUCAGCUUCAUCUGCAAAGCUCUGCAACAGAUAAUGGGGAGGUUCCUCCUACUGAGGAUCCAUCUGCUUCAAAGUUCAUUCAACUGGAUGGUGUGGAGUGGGUUGAGCUUUUUGUUAGAGAAAUGAUGAGUGCUUCCAACAUUGAUGAUGCUAGAGUCCGUGCUUCUAGAGCCUUAGAGAUUUUGGAGAAGUCCAUCGGUGCACGUGCUAGCGCUGAGGCUGCACAAAACUUUCACCAGGAAAAUAAGAUACUGAAGAAACAAGUGGAAGCACUAAUUCAGGAAAAUAUUGUUCUCAAGAGAGCUGUAGCUAUUCAGCAUGAACGUCAGAAGGAGUAUGAGGAUCGAAGCCAGGAGUUGCAGCACCUAAAGCAGUUAGUAACCCAGUACCAGGAGCAGUUGAGAACACUAGAGGUGAACAACUAUGCAUUGACAAUGCACCUGAAGCAAGCAGGGCAGAGCAACUCUAUCCCAGGGCGUUUCCACCCUGAUGUUUUCUAAUAAUUGUUUAAAAUAUUGAAUCGUCUCUGGACAGAAUAUAUAAAAUGCACCUUUUGAGCACAACAAUAAAGUAGUAGUACCAAGGAGUCUGGAUUCUGUUGUCAUUGGGUGCAUUUUCAUUCAGUGAUUGAUUUAAUAUCAUAUCCUGAGAGUAGGUUUGAUCAAACAGAGUCUUAGAUUUGAAGUGGAUGCGAUACGGCAUUCAUUGAUACUUAUUGACUUCAUAUUAGAUGUUAUCCGUAUGACAGAUUAUAUAUACAAAAGCAUCAGUAUUGCUCUAA